AAUGAAGCCCCGUUUUGUAUCCGAAUCCACUAAUUCAGAUCCGUAUAUAUAUGUUAUAAAAAAAUUAAUAUUUCCAAUCUUCAUUUGUGUCAUCGCCAACAACCAUUGUUAACCCUAUCUUCUCGGUGUUAUUGUGCUGUCCGCCUCCGCCUCCUUCUUAUCAACGACGAUAUACAAGUCAAAAUCCGAUGGUUUCUUAUAUUCUGUUGACAACUCCUACUCUUUCUCCGUGUUCAAUGAUUUUAUCAUCGUUGAUAUACAACUGAAGAUCCGAUUUAAUACAGGUAAUUAUCUAAAUCUUUGAUGUUUGAAGGGGCAAUUGAAUCGUAUUAUAUCUAGAGAAACCCUUUAAUCGAUUUACAUUAUGGAUCCAAGUGUUGCAGACGGGUCUGCAUCGAAGAAAAGAUUUGCUGAAGAAAGUGAUGAGUUUGAAGAAUUUGGAGCAAAAAGAGCAAAAAUUAGAGAUCUUGAAUUUGUUUUUCGUUCAGAAGGGAAAAUAAAGCAUAACAAUGCUUCAGCAAUUGAUCUCAAUGCUAAAGAUGAUGGUCCAUCAUGUGUUGAUGAUACAACUUUAUCGCAAUCAAAGAUGAAUUGUGUAAAGUCAAGAGGUUUCACAUUUGAUCUAAACAUCGAAGAUGAUCAAGAUCAAGUGGAACCGCGCGAUUCAUUGUCGGAAUGUGGGAGUACUUGUCAUUUAGGGGGUGAGCGAGACUCGGUGAGGGUUUGGAAUGAAAUGAAGCGAAACGGGUUUUUAAUAAGUUGCUGGAAAUAGAAAUCAAGUAAUCUGCUUUACUUCUUCAUCAGCAUUGUUGUUCAUGGUUUGAUGGUUGUUUUCCUUCGACAUCAUGUUCGUUGUUGAAGGUAUUAUUCUUAUUUAAUACAUUAUCCGUCAUUAUAUUAAUUAAGGUUUUGAUACUAUGAAUAUGGUGUUUUUGUGCACGAAUUGACCAUGAUAACCAAGUUUGAAGAUUUUAUACUUUAUAAAAUGUAUAUGUUGCACUUCGUAUAUAAAUCACACACAGUACGAUUUUUUACAUAAAACAUUGUGUUGAGUUGAGCACUUGAAAUUGUUUCAACACCUGGUUAACAACAGGUUGUAAUCCGCGUUUGCUUAAGCUUUAGCCAACCAUUGAUUUGAUUGUGUCUUUUAUGCCGAUUGAUUUUAAAUAUGUUGUUCUUGCAAAAGAUGUUUGAUGCUUAUUAAGAGAAAUCGUUUUUAAAGCAUAUAACAAAAAGAAAAUAUUCGAAAUAAAAAUUUUAAUAUUUGAUGUGAAUAGGGAAGAGCAAAUGGUAUCGGGUACCGGUUUGGAACCAGUCCGUUACCGAAUUUUUUGGGGUUUUUUUUACCGGUACCAGUUUUUACCUUCUAAUAUUCGUUCGUACCGGUACCCAUUUUUAGGAUUCUUGAUACCGGUACGGGUUAGGACCGUGCUCAUCCCUAGAUGCCAUCAUUUUGCUUUGU
Molecule: messenger RNA, 1462 nt
Organism: Helianthus annuus (common sunflower)
Lineage: Eukaryota; Viridiplantae; Streptophyta; Magnoliopsida; Asterales; Asteraceae
Exons: 5
Coding region: 365-772 (135 amino acids)
Source: RefSeq, a predicted model, not a curated record